Cyphellophora europaea CBS 101466 is the source of this 2175-nucleotide messenger RNA. RefSeq lists its product as uncharacterized. Gene Ontology annotation, molecular function: zinc ion binding; DNA-binding transcription factor activity, RNA polymerase II-specific. The record is from RefSeq and is a predicted model, not a curated record. Gene Ontology annotation, biological process: regulation of DNA-templated transcription. Lineage: Eukaryota; Fungi; Ascomycota; Eurotiomycetes; Chaetothyriales; Cyphellophoraceae. The transcript has a single exon. Bases 1 to 2175 code for a protein of 724 amino acids.
AUGCCCAAAGACCGGCAAACAUGCACUGAAUGCUCUAUGCGCCGCCAGAAAUGCGAUCGCAACGUCCCAUGCGGCCGCUGCGUGAAGCGGGGCAACCCUGAGAAGUGUUCAAUCUCUUGGGGUCCAGACGGGUAUGACCCAAAGCGCCAUCGUGUCUACCCUCGCACGGAGCCAACACCAGCCCAGGAUGGUGCACCCGUGGGAUCGCCAACAGUCAGUGACUCCAGUGUACUCAUGCACCAGCAGGAGAAGACUCCUACAUCUGCCUCUAUUGCCUCAGGACCUACUUCCCAGACCCUGGGCGCCACACCUGCCACUUCUUACUCGCGGCCGGACCCAAAACCGACUUCGAAUGCGUCUCUGGACUUCCCUGGCUGGGGGCAAACCACUCAUUCCGAUUAUUCUGGUUUCGUCAAUUCCGUACGGGUCGCCGCCGGGGAUCCACGGUCCCAAUAUGGCAUGGUUGAUCCCAUUCAUGCCGCCGACGAUGCCAGCAUGAGCAACUGCUUCGGAGGCACUGCACCCGCACAAAUCUCCUUCCUUCAGCUCCUACUCCCCAGCAAGCGCCAAGUGUUUCAGUUGUGUGAAUAUCAUAUCGACCAAAUCCUCUGGUACCAUAACUGCUUCGAUGGAUCCACCUUUCACGCCGAGCUCGUGGCAGCCUCUUCUACACCGCAAGGGCUGCAAAUCCAAAACAUGGAUCUCCAGUGGGCUGCACUUCUCUUUUCCAUCCUCUCUGCCAGCAUGGUGGGUGUCAGCGACAGCAUUGCUCUUAGCUGGGGCUUCCAGAAGGAGGAACGACACAAGCUAACCCGACAGUGGUUCAGGAGCUGUCUGACUUGCCUCAAUCUUGCCGACUACCUGCGUUUGCAUCACGUAUACAGCGUGCAGGCCAUCGCAAUCUUGACGCAAUCGUCGCACAUCCUAGGCUAUAGCAAUACUCAAAAUGGCAUGCUGGGUGCCGCUCUCAAAGUUGCUCAAGGGCUAGGUUUACAGCGGCUAGGCCUCGAUGACGAUGAAGUGAAUAUCACCAGCAGCACGGGUGUUCUCAUAGUGCCCGCCCAGCGCCAGAAGAUCGUUCAACGCGAAUUGGGCCGCAGACUUUGGGCGCAACUGUGUAUACAAGACUGGUUCCAGAUUCCCUUCUCGGAAAUGUACUCCAUCAACAGACUGCACUUCUCUUCACUGAAGCCCAGUAAUCUGGACGAUGUCUCGCUACAGGUUCUUUCUGACGAAAUGCCCACAAAGACCGGCUUUGGGAACUUUCUAUACGAAAUCGCGAAGCUGAUGCCACAGAUGCACGAUGCCAUCUUGAGCGCCAACACCCUCUACACGCGUUACGAGCAUGUGUUGGAGUGGGAUAAAAAGAUGCGUCACCUUGUGUUGGAGGCGUCCCCCAAGUGGUUGAAUUCAAUGGAACCUUGGGAGCCUCACUGGCCGGUAUGGGUAUCCUGGGCGCGGCGAAGCACCAACUUGUGCUUCCACCACAAGAUCAUCAUGGUUCAUCGACCCUUUCUUGGCCGCAGCUUUACCGAGCCGACAUUCGCAUUCAGCCGUCGCGCGUGCCUGACAGCCAGCAAGAUGAUCCUCAAAGAAGCCAAGCACGCGUAUGAUGAGGAGGGGCCCAACUUAUGGAUUGAUCAGGCCUUCAUGGUCGCCGCCGGCAUCACGUUGGCGUUGGACACUUUCCAUCGGCGCGAGCAUGAACCAGAGCUGGAAGAGCAUAAACGUCUGGUAGAGAACACCAUCAGUAUGUUGGGGAAAUAUGACGAUAGUAUGAUCGGUCUGCGAGGAUGCAGGUUGCUUGUGUCACUGCUGGCCGAGCAAGCAAAAGUGUGCGCAAACAACCAGUUGGAGAACUGGCGGAAACACGCUCUGGAAGGUGGUGAGACGGGCCCAGAGAAGAGGCAAAAGUUCGAUGUGCCCAAAUUUGUGGAGCAGUUUGUCGGAGGUAGCUCCUUUACAGGCUCGCUGAAAGAGAAUGGAAAGCCCCCUACGCCCGCACCGGUGGCCCAGAAGGGUGUACAGCCUGACAUCAAUGCGGCACUUGGCGACAGCGAGCCUAUUGACGAUGGAGGAUACUCCUAUGAGCGAUUCGAACAACUUUUCCCGCCACAAGCUGGCAUCAGCAACAGUUUUCUCUUUGAAGAUUUACUGAAUUUCGACAUAACCUAG